This is a messenger RNA of Umbelopsis ramanniana AG, 811 nucleotides long. RefSeq lists its product as uncharacterized. The record is from RefSeq and is a predicted model, not a curated record. Gene Ontology annotation, biological process: synaptic vesicle exocytosis; intracellular protein transport; lysosome localization. NCBI's taxonomy places the organism in Eukaryota, Fungi, Mucoromycota, Umbelopsidomycetes, Umbelopsidales, Umbelopsidaceae. Gene Ontology annotation, molecular function: SNARE binding. Bases 167 to 517 code for a protein of 116 amino acids. Gene Ontology annotation, cellular component: BORC complex; synaptic vesicle; BLOC-1 complex. The transcript has 2 exons.
CCGUUUUUGAAAAUUAAAGGAGUCGGUAGAAGGAUCACAGCCCAAAGUGUCGCACAGGCCUCGUCUCCUUUUUCAGCGCGUAUCGGAUUUAAAAACAGUCCUUGAACCGUGAUUUCGAACGGUGUCUUCCCAACAGUACCUAUCUCGAUCGUCAACAUACUUCAACAUGGCGGAGGAAGCACAAAUGUCUCGCAAGAAUGCAGUGGAGAGCCAGACGAGUUCUCAUGUAGCAGAUGGACUGCUGUCAGUAAUUCAGCCUGUUAUAUACGAGACGGACUUGCGUAUUGUAGGAGUACGACAAAGUCAAAAUGAACUCAACAAAGAGAUUGAACGCUUGAUUGCAGAGCUACAGCUCUUUUCAGAUAUUACUGACCCACCGGCUCUGCAAGCAUCCCAUACAAAGCUCAUGAUGGCUAGAAAGCAGCUAGCGCACUCGAACCAACUGCUUCAAAAUGUACAUAUCCGAAUAACGAGAAUGCAGGAGCAGCUCAAUCAGCCUAAAAGAACUAGAAAGUAGUUUGUUCCAUACCAUUUAUUCGUUCUUUGGCAAUUUACAAACACCUAUGUACAUAAAAUAUCAUACCAACACAACGAUAUGGCAAGGUCAGAGUUCGCCGUUUGCAUCUUUUCGCCAUUUCUCUAUCUCUUCCACCUUGCUCCAUUGGUGCUCUAGAUGUGCCUGGCGAAGAUUUUGAAGCAUCAGGGAACUCUUACUUCGAAUGACAUCUGCUUCAUCAGAAGAGUAAGUCUCAAUGUCGUCGUCCGGAAUAUCCCUCAUCAACCGUCCAUAAGGUGGCAGCAGAUUUUUAGC